Molecule: messenger RNA, 2623 nt
Organism: Lontra canadensis (Northern American river otter)
Lineage: Eukaryota; Metazoa; Chordata; Mammalia; Carnivora; Mustelidae
Product: probable G-protein coupled receptor 141
Exons: 2
Coding region: 194-1081 (295 amino acids)
Biological process (GO): G protein-coupled receptor signaling pathway
Cellular component (GO): membrane
Molecular function (GO): G protein-coupled receptor activity; oxysterol binding
Source: RefSeq, a predicted model, not a curated record
CAUAGCUCACCCCAAGAUUUCUCUUGAUGCUUGUCAUUGCUGGAGUCUUGAUUCCAGCUACAUGUUUUUGUUGCCUGCCCUGAUGUGGAUGACCCAUAAAUAAGCAGCGUGCCCUGAGUCUUCCAGCAGAACCAAAUCCUAAGAGGAAAAAAGAUCACGAGUUUACGGUCUUCUAAGCAUUUUGUGGUGAUACAUGGAGUCCAACAAUAUGACCACCCUGCCAAAUGCCUCAAACACAGAGCAAGGCCACUGCAAGGGACACUGCAGGCUGAUUUUGAUAACACUCUACAGCAUGGUUUUGCUUGGAGGCACCAUGGGGACAGUACUGAUGUCACGUAUGAUGUGCAAAAGGAAAAGCCAAUCCAUGAUUGCCAUGAUCAUUCUCAAUAUCAUAGUGCUACACUCAGUCCUCCUGGUCAGCCUCCCGUUCCGCCUCAGCUAUUAUAUCUUAGGGGUGUGGGAGUUCGGAUCCUUUCUCUGCCGACUGGUCAGCAGCAUAAUAUACGGUCAUAUGUACUUCACUUUUGUUUUCUAUGUGGCCAUUGUCAUACUCCGAUUGCUCGUCUAUUUUAAGAAACUCCAAAUGCAAAAGUUGCAAAAAUACCACAUGGUAGUAUUAAGCAUUGUUAUUUGGACCACGGGCAGCCUUGUUUUUUGGCCAAUAUUACUUUUACAAUAUGGCAUACAUCCAAGCUACUCAGAAAAACCACGGUGCUUUGAGUUCUACAAAGAUCUCAACCGGGGGGAUCUCAUUAUCUUGAACUACUCUAUGAUUGUCAUUAUGAUCUCAACAGUUGUUAUACUCUUUCUGAUAGAGAUGGGUGUCAUCGUUCAACUGAUAAAAGCUCUCUGGCCUGACAUGUGGGUACAUCAAGACUAUAGAGCUCAAAUCAAGAGCUUCUUCUUCCUCCUAGUAAUAGUGGUCUGUUUUAUACCCCAUCACGUAUUCCGGGUAUAUUUUAUUCAAAAUUACUCAGAGAUAGACAAUUCUGAGUUAGUUCUUUAUAAUGAAAUUUUUGUUGCUUUGACUACUGUCUGUUGCCUGGAUAUGGUGUGUUUCAUAGGUGGGGUUAUCCAUUAAAUACUCCUUGUCCCUCACUUUGUAAUUGGUUUUUUACCAUUGUGACAAAACAGUUUCAAAUGAACAACUGCUACCAUGAUUUCAAAAUUUUUCAAAUUCUCAGCUCUUAAUUGUCACCGGAAUUAUUUUUCCAUGAAAAGGUAAUGAAGACCAAUUGUCCCCCUCUUCUUGGGUGAUCUGUUCUCCCUGAACUAUAUAUUCACUUGCCAUAGCUCUACCCAAGUUGACCCCAAACAUCCUUUCCAGACUCAACGGCUACCUCUUUUUCAUGCAGUACUUACUCCUGCUGAGCACAACCAUGGGCCUUUCCUGCUCAACAGUCCAGCCUGUUCUCUUUGCCUUUGUUAUUGCUGAGCUUUGAUCUUAGAAUGUUCUUUCCCUCCUUCUCCAAACUAUAUCUUCUUUAAGGUCUAGAGAAUUUGAAGACAUGGACUCUAGAGCCUUAACUUAUUCAACUUAUGCUCAACCUGAUAUACGUGCCUCUUGAAAAUGACCGAUAGUCAGCGAAGAUAUGGCCGCUGGCCAUAGUAUUUGGAGGAAAGAACUAAGUUUAGUAGUCAAUAGACUUGACUAUUGGAAGGAAACACUUCCAGGAUUGCUGGAGCAUUAAUAUGGCUUGAUUCUGACUAAGACUUUGUAGGUACUCAGGAAAUAGAGAAUGCCUCCCAGAUUGACGUUUCCAGAUAUGGAUCCAUUAAGCAGGAAAAGAAAUUGGAAAAGGUGGAAAGCAGCUGGUCUUAGUCAAAGCAUGCUAUACUAGACUAUAUUAGAUUCUAUUAGAGCCCAAACUUUUGAGAGUGUGGGACUGUUUUUAAGCUUAUCCAAGGCACCCUAUAUGAACAAGUAACAUUACAUAAUGAAAAUCAACUCUGGUAUCAGUUAAAUGCAAUAGAAAUUAACCAAGACAAGCAACCUGGAUUGAGAUAAAUAGAAUACAAGUUGGUUGUCUUGGUUAUUUUUGAUAAUAGAAUUUAUCAAAUUAUUUUUGAUCAAUAGAAUCGCAGUUGGUUGUCUCGGUUAUUUUUGUUGUGUUAGUUGAUACUUACCUGACAUAGAAAUUGAAAUGCCCUUAUUCUUUUCUUAUAAUAAUGCUACCUUUGAUAUUAAACUUUAAUGAUCAAAUAACCAAACCCUUACUGGCUAACAAGACAGCAUAGUUAAUACAAAAGGAUUUGAGGGUCAUCCACACAUGUGGAUUUAAAGGUUUUUAGUAACUAUGGAAUCAUGGAUGAGGUAUUUAUAAUCUCUGAGCCCCAGUAUCCCAUGUUACAGGGUUUGGGUAAAGGUGAAACAAGACAGAAGCAUGUGUUAAGUUGUGUUACAGUGCCAGGCAUGUGAUCCUCAGGAUAACAUUACUUAUUUUCCAAAUCCAGCGACACUUUUUAUAAAUAAUUUUAAAAUAGAUUCAAAAUGUUGAUUCAUGUAAAAAUAGACUUUAGAGGCUCAGAUGCUAUUCGUCAAUGUUAAUCUCACGCUUUAUGUAAUUAUUAAGUCAGUAACUUAAUGGAUGCUUAUUCUUAUUUUUGCCUAUAAACACUUAUU